AUGUCAAAGAGUACUUGCAUGUGUAUGCUCCCAGGUAGGAAAUAUUUCUGCUACGGAAACUACGCUGAUUAUUCCUAUUCUGGCCUCAGUCUCCUUAUAGAUUCCCAAUUUAACGUCAAAAAACUAUCUGAUGGGAUCCCUUGCCACUGCUCUGGGGGUACUUACCUACGUGGAUGUAUAUACGUAUUUGGAGGUUACAACCACAAAGGCCUUCUCAGCCUGGCUGAAAAAUAUACAAUUUCUACUGAUUCCUGAAGCAAACUUUCCCAAUUGCCAGAGCCUUCAGACUAUUGUUCAUGUAUCGCCUUUGGAGAGAAAAUUAUUCUAUCAGGAAACAUGCAUUCCAAGCUUUAUUCAUAUGACCCUCUCUUAAAUUCUUAUGACGAGCUUUUUAGCCUGACUCCUGUAAGAUCAAAAGUGCUAUGUGGGGCUAAUAGUAGACUGUUUAUUAUAGAAAGCAGUGGUAGAAUUUAUGAAAGCGCGAUAAAAGAUUUGAGAGUGUGGGAGCACCUUUGGGAAGCGUCAAUAGUUAGAUUUUCGCCGUUAUCGUGUGCUGUCACCCAUGAUGAGAGCAUAUUUUUUGCUUUAUCGAAUAAUCAAGUAUAGGAUUUUUCUAAAAUGGAUUAAAAAUAGCAUUUAUUUAGCAGAAAAGACAAUUUUAUGGGAAAAUGGAUAUAUAGAUUUGAUAUUGCGAAGAAAUCCAUCGAGGAGUAUAGUGUAAUUUAA
This is a messenger RNA of Blepharisma stoltei, 726 nucleotides long. The record is from the annotation of a GenBank genome assembly. Lineage: Eukaryota; Ciliophora; Heterotrichea; Heterotrichida; Blepharismidae.